GGCGCCUCAGUCGUUCUCCGGAGCGUAACCUGUUAGCAUUGUUUCUGUUUGCUUUCCUUUUUCCCAAACAGAAUUCGUUCUCGUGUAAAAUACAUUUUUAUAUUAAUUAUAUUUAUUAACCAAUACCGUGUAUAACGCAAUAUCGCAUUAUAACAGUGUUUCAUUUAAUUCUUAUUUCAUCGUCUUUUUCUUGAAAGAAACGAGUCGGAUCAGAUCGGAAAUCGGGAUAACCGUUACCGAAAGUCCUCGAUCUGCUACGAGUGAGUCGAGUGAUCACGUCCGGGUUGACGAACCCUCUACCUCGUCGUCGUCCCACGGAUACGCACAUUGUGUUUCUAUACGAACAACGAAUGUACUCCUCGUGAAAUUCUUUAUUUUUUUUCUCUAUCUCUCUCUUUUUUUCCGCAACGUGUCACUGUUCUUUACGCGAAGAGAGUUCGUUAAGCAAAGAAGAGAAGGCAGCACACCAUCUUAAAGAAACGAAGAAAAAGAUAAGCAAGGGUAGGGAGAAAAGAAGCGAAGGGAUCGAGUUACGAGGAAUCGAUGCGUCGUCGAUAUCGUGACGUCGAACACACCGAGUCGUCGAAGUCAUGUUUUCCAAGUUUGUCCCUUUUUCUACGUCCUUUGGCAAACGAAGAAGAGAACAUUAAGGAUCAAGAUAAUUCUUAAGAUAUUUGAGAUAUAUCGAUGAUAGGUGAACCUUUAAAACGGGAAGUCGCUAUAUUGGAGAGGAAGAGGGAAAGCGGCGUGCCGCUCUUCUGUGUGCCGCGGCAGAGGCGAUCGUCACAGCCGGAAAACAAUGACGAAAUGAUCGCGAGUCUGCCGAUAAAUAGCGGCGGCAGUGGAGGGCCGGUGAGCCGCGUGGGCCGUGGACUGGCCCUUCACAGAUCCAAUUCAAGUUUAGAACUACCUCACAGUCCUGAUCCCGCUUCUCGAGUGCCAGAGACACCCCUCAGAAGGGAGUAUGGAUCUCACGGCAGCAUCGACGUAGUGGCUCAAUCAGUUGCAGUCGGCGAGAACAUCUUUGCGAUGCUUCAAGAUUUUCGGCCAACGGAUCAAAGAAGUCCAGUAAGCGCCGAUUAUCUAAGACGUGUUCAGGAUACACAGUCGGCGCAGGACACUGACGAAGUCUGUGGACCAACCGGUAGCGGUUCCAGUCCGAAAUUACGAUUGAAGUUGAAUAGAUUUUGGGGUGGUAAAUCUCCUCGUGCUAUGGAAGAGACUUGUGGUAGCCCAGUCGUAUCGGCUGACGUCGAAGAACGACAUCGUAGACGAGCCUUUGCUCAUUAUGAUUGUCAAUCGCUUACGGCUAAUCUCGGUUAUGCUGCUAAAUUGAGAGGUAUACUUUUAGCAAGAAGAAGAAAUACGGCAACUGGUGCCUCAGCUGCGAGCACUUUACGAGCCUCAACUCCAGAUGAGACUCCUGAAGAAGAUGCUGGAGAUGGAAAAGGCAACGACCUUUUGGAAUCGUGUCCCUUCUUCCGGAAUGAGAUUGGCGGUGAAGGGGAACGCGAAGUUGGCCUUACUCGUUGUCCACACGUUAAUGGAGUUCAUAGGCCGGCAUUAUCUUAUGGUGUCUCGGUUUUGGAACCUUUACCCUGUGAAACAUUAUGGAAACACACAUGUCCGGUACAAAAACGACCACUACCGAUCGAAAGCGUCGACGAGGGUGCUCAUUAUUAUCGAAAAUAUUUCUUAGGUCGAGAACAUCAAAAUUGGUUUGGUAUGGACGAACAAUUAGGUCCAGUGGCCAUCAGUAUUCGUAAAGACGUUAAUCAAUAUCGAAUAAUCGUAAGAACAUCAGAACUGUUAACUUUACGUGGUUCAGUGCCUGAAGAAGCACUAGGUAUAAGGCCCCAAGGUAGAGUACCAACAAGAGAACUUCUGGAGUUGGUCGCACCGGAAGUACAAUUAGGCUGUCUCAGACUUGGAACGGCUGCCGCUGAAGAAGCUGUCGCAAGGUUGGAUGAGCAGGGUCUUUCUAGUAGGUACAAGGUCGGCGUGUUAUACUGUAGAUCAGGUCAAAGGACAGAGGAAGAGAUGUACAAUAAUCAGCAUGCUGGACCAGCGUUUCUCGAAUUUCUGGAUACAAUCGGCCAAAGAAUAAGACUGCGAGGAUUCGAGGGUUAUAAAGCUGGUUUAGAUACUCGAACAGACUCAACGGGUACUCAUGCAGUAGCUGCGACUCAUCGGGGAGCGGAAGUUACGUUUCACGUGUCAACGAUGCUACCCUUUACGCCGAAUAACCGGCAGCAGCUGUUAAGGAAGAGACACAUUGGGAACGACAUAGUAACAAUAGUCUUUCAGGAACCCGGAGCUCUACCGUUCAGUCCACGCAGAAUACGUUCGCAAUUUCAGCACGUGUUCAUCGUGAUAAAAGCCAUUAAUCCUUGCACGGACAAUACGCAAUACAGCGUAGCUGUUUCUAGAAGUAAAGAGGUGCCUAUAUUCGGACCACCUGUUCCAUCAGGAGCAACCUUUACAAAGGGAAAAGCUUUUGCAGAUUUCAUUCUAGCGAAAGUAAUUAAUGCCGAAAAUGCAGCACACAGAUCAGAAAAGUUUGCUACAAUGGCGACAAGAACAAGACAGGAAUAUUUGAAAGAUUUGGCGACUAAUUAUUCUUCUGCCACGGUUGUCGAUACUGGUCAAAAGUUUUCGAUGCUGUCUUUCAGCAGUAAAAAGAAGGCAAAUGUUAGACCAAGAUUAUCUUGUGACGCGUCCCAGCGUGGUGCGAUUUGUUGGCAGGUCAUUCUUGAGGAUAGUAACCAAAACACCGAUUGCUAUCUUGGAAUAAGCAUUGAUACUAUCGUACUGAUCGAAGAACAUUCACGACAAAUCGUCUUUGUAACUCCUUGCGUCAGCGUUCUUGGCUGGCAUGCUCAAACCAAUAGUCUGAGAUUGUAUUAUCAUCAAGGCGAGUGUAUAACGAUCCAUGUGCGCGGCGAUUACGGUGAACGCGACGAACUGAUGGAAAUAGUCGCACGAUUGCGAGCGGUGACGCAAGGAGCACCAGCAUCUGAACUUUCUCUCAAAAGAAACGGCCUCGGACAAUUGGGUUUCCAUGUACAGCCGGACGGUGUAGUGACUCAGGUCGAAGCUAUGGGACUUUCGUGGCAAGCUGGUCUUCGGCAGGGCUCGAGACUCGUUGAGAUUUGUAAGGUGGCUGUGUCAACGUUGACCCACGAUCAGAUGAUUGAUCUUUUAAAAACUAGCGUUCAAGUCACUGUCACUGUAAUACCACCCACGAAUGACGGCAAUCCUAGAAGAGGAUGCCCACUACAAAAUUGUCAACAUCUAUCGAACAAUUACGAAGGUGAUUAUGAAAACGUAACCAACCCGGACAACACACCGACUCAACAAAUUGCCAUGUCACAUCAAAGACGAUAUGAUCGAUCUUUUAGCCCACCUAGAUCCAGUAAUAGUUCAGGAUACGGAACAGGUUCGAGUUCUAGAUCGUUUAAUGAUCCUAGAUUUCCAUUAGAGGGUACAAUGACCAGCAGUAGCAGUGGACACAGUAGUACCGAUGAUCGUUGGUACGAAUUGUUGGAACCACAGGAUCAGGAUAGCAAUGGACAUCGUACAGAUGGCACACCACCACCACCAUUACCAGCAAGACAAAAUUAUCAAGCUCUAACACCUAACAAAGCAAUAACGGGACAAAAGAAAGAGAAAGAAAGUCAUUACGCGAGUAGCAAACAAUUUGCUGACAAUUCGAAACAUCACAAUCACGAUCACUACGCCAAAGAAAGUAGUUAUGUGUCAGCUAAAGUUAUUCAAGAGAAUGUAAGACACGAGAAUUAUCAGAGACACCUGGACAACACUCAUCGGAAUCAAGAUCACGUAACGUCGAAUUACGUGAAGCUGCAGAAAGAGAAAUUUGAGAUCAAACAGGAGAAUCUCUAUGCGUCACAAAGAGAUCUCUUGAAGAAUGAUUAUCAGCAUCACUCUACUCAUCAGAAACUCAGUGCUUCCAAUUCCUUACCAUUGGCUCAAAACGCGAGUUAUAGUCUUCCCAAAUCUGCCAGUAACAAUAAUCUCAUACGAUUCAACGAAUUCGAUCAGACAGGUUCAAAGUACGAGUACGAAAAUAAACUGGAUAGAACAUCGAAGUACGAGAUUCAGGAAGAGAAACUUCUAGACCGAAACACUAACAAGUACGAUCAGGAAACACGUAAUGACAUACGUAACGAUAUACGUAAUGAGAAACGUGCCACGAUAGGUUACGAGUAUUCAGAAGAUUCCUAUGAAAAAAGGAACAGCAAGUACGACAUUGAAAUCACAAAAUAUGAUUUAGAAGCCAUACAACAGAAUAAUGAUAGAAAACAUAAUAAUAACGAGAAUAAUGAUCACAAUAGAGAGCCAAUUAGAUAUGAGAUGCCUCAUGAGUUCAAGGUCGGUGAAAAAGUGACCUGUUUGAAAACGACUAUGUCUGAACGUCCAGUUCCGCAUAAGGUCAACGUCGAAUAUAGACAGACAAAGGACUUUGCAGCGAGUCUUCCACCGGAAGUUAGGAUUCCUGAAAGCAAUUGCAUUGAAGUGACAACUCUACCUAGCGAAGACGAACUGUCCAAUGGUUCAGGAAGCAUUUCACCGAGAUUAAGAAGAGCAAACAAGCAUCGAACUGGUAAUUUAACACCUUCGAGUGGCAGCUCGAGAAAUCAAAGUCCUCGUCCGAAACCAGGUGUUAGAAAUUCUCAUCGAAAUUCAGCUAAUCUCACGUCAAGUACGUUGCAGGAGGAUCUGAUGAAACUGAUUAAUCCUGAUUACAUAGCUGAUGAUAGUCAGCUAACAAAUAAUAAUAUAUCGAAUAGCAUUAUGAGCACUAAUCAGAAUUCUAAUAAGAUAAAUAACAAUAUGCUGGAGAUUCAGAACAGAUGUAGGUCCAGAGAAAAUCUUUGCGGUAACAGUACUUCGACGUUAAGCGUUUUACCUGCUAAUGGACAGGACAAUGGUAAUAAUGGUUCCGAAGUUAUUUUAACGAUGGCUAGGCCAGCCACUGUUAUUUCGAAUGCUAGCACAGCAUCUAGUCCAGCACCAAGCGAAAACAAAUUGUCCAAGGAAGAAAGAUUAUCACCACGCGUUACAAAAUCACCACACUCGAUGUCAAAACCCACAAACAAUUUAACAUCCACCAAAGACGCGAAGACACACGUAGACGAUGACGUAGACUGUUGGCAGAAUCAUCAUGUAGAUUCAAAUAAUAAAACAUCGAACCAGCAUCCUCAAGAAUGGACCGAUGAUAGGAUCAUUGAUGGCUGUAAUACCAUUGCAAAUUCUGUCUCCGACUUGCAAUCUCAUCUCUCGACUCUCGAGCUGAGAGUAGCUAGGGAAACACGACGUCGUCUCUCAUUAGAAGAUGAAGUUCGUCGUUUGAGAGACGAAAAUCGACGGUUGCAGGACGAGAGCCAUGCUGCUGCUCAACAACUUCGUCGCUUCACUGAAUGGUUUUUUCAAACGAUAGAUCAUCAGUAAAAAAAAGAAAAUCAAAACAUUUAAUUAUAUAAGAUUUUCAGCAGAUACAAUUAACAGCCGAGGAUCUUCAGUCUCGUUAAAUCGAGACAAUAUCGGAUCUUAAAACAAAACGUCACGAGUUCGAUCAAAUUUUCUUUCUCUCGAUAUAUCCGUGUUGUUUUCAUAUUAUAAUCAUUAAGCUCGAUCUAGAGAGAGCAUAAUAAUCGAUCAUAAGUGCAGUAUUAAUAUCUAGAAUUGUCCUAUUUGGACAAUUGUCCUAUUUGGACAAUACGUCGAUGUUCGAAACUUUUCUUUUAGUACAUACAAUAUACAGUAUAAGGAUAAAAAUAGUUCAACGUGCACGUUCGAAAAAGAAAACUAGAUCAGGGAGAAGAAGCAUCUUUUGAGUAUAGUGUCAAAAGAAUUUCCCACCUGCAUGUACCAUAUUAAACUCGUUAGAUUAACUUAGUAAAUGUAAGAUACGUUACCACCAUACUGUACUUUGAGAAGAUAUUGCCAAGUAUGUUCUUAAUAUGUCUAGCUAAAAAGGAUAUUAUAUCGAGAAAAUUAAAAGGAAUAGAAGAGAAAGAAAAGACAAAAAUAAAAACGUUCGGCAAAAAUUUCAAAUAAAUAAGAAGAAAAAGAAGAAUAGAGUGCAUUGAUUAAAAGUGGUAAGUACUUUUAUUUGAAGACGCACGCUAAACAAACAUCGUAAACAUGUAAGAGUUUAAAGGGCGACCAAAAGACCAAAUAUUCCUAGUGUACUAAGGAUUUACCGUAUAAUGUAACUGUAAUUUAUUACAUAUUUUAUAUACCCUUACAUUUUAACAUAAAACACGCAAAUUAAAAAGGAAGUAAUCAUCAUCGAGUGGAAUAUUACGAGAUCAUUCCGAAGUUAUCGACAAUCUUUUCUUUUUUUUUGUUUCCUGCGUGAUCAUUCUAUAGCCAUCAUUAGAUGAACGUUCUUAUGAUACGAUUUCUUUGUAAUGUACGGAGACGAGGUUCGUCGAAAAAAAUAAUCUAUAAGUCAGCGAAUAAAAAUCAAUACGUAUUCGAAGAAACAGCCUUUCCUUUAGUUUUUCCAAGGAUAAAGAAAGAUAUGUAUAUUCUAUAUAUGCGCGCAUUCACAGCAUGCACAUAGUAUAUAUACACAUAUAUACACAUAUUGGUUCUUGUAAUGAUACCAUGAUUUUUUAAGCACUUAUGAUAAUCUGAUAAAAAAAGAUCAUAAACAGAAAUUUAAGAAUUUUUAAUCGUCAAUAAAUUAUAAUAAUAAUUAUUUGUUAAAUACCUUUUUUCAUAAAAAAGUAAGAUCACCUUAGUCAUUUUUAAAAUAGAAACAUUGUAUUACAGUAAUAAUAUAAAAUAUAGUAAAAGUAAUUCAAUGAGUACAGACAAUUUGUGAGUGUGUGUGUGUGUAUAUAUAUAUAUAUAUAUAAAAUGUAUAUAUAUAUGUAUAUAUAUAUAUAUAUAUAUAUAUAUAAAAGAAAGAGAGUUUAUUUCGACAGAAACAUAAAAGAAGAGAAAAAGGAAAAAGAUUACCCAUAGGCACAGCAAAGUUAGAAUAAAAUAGUUUAUUGUAAUCCACAGAAAAAAACAAGACAUUUCUACGAUGCCUUUUAAAACUCACUGUUCUAUCAGUCAACAAUAGCUGCGUUUACAUUUUUCUGAUUCGUCCUGUAUGUAUGUACCAACACGGAAUAUCGAGGUGAGUAAUAUAAUAUCAUAUUAAUAAUGUGUACUCUUCUCUCUUUUUUAUUUCUUUCUUUUGAUCUUAUUAUUUUCAAAUGACACUCUUAAAGAUAACAUCUAUUAAUUUUUGUCGACAAUCGUAAGAUUGUCGAAAGAGAAAGAGAAAGAGGAGACGAGAGAGGGAGAGAGAAAGAGAGAGAAAAUCAGAAAAAAGUCAUUCUCGUGCGAUAUUCCGAUUCGAUGACGAUAAAUAUUAAAUCUUUAAACAUGGAGAAUAUAAUAAUUAUUUCGAUCUCCUUUGUCCCCGCAUUUCAUUUUGUUUUUGUUAUUUUUAUUUUAAUUUUUUGUUUCUUAUCUCUUCCCCUUGGUUUUAAGAAUAUACAAGAUAUAUGUUGUAAUUUUCGAUAAACCAAACAUAAAAAUGCUUCCGCGAAUUAUUUAUAUCUAAUGCGAUUAGUAAGCACGCAAAAUACUGUUUCCAAUAUUAAUAUGGAAUUCGAGCUUCGUUCGUAUGCUUUGAACGUUUUCGUUUAUUUAUAUAUUUUUUUGUUUCUUUCAUUUUUUCUUAAAUUUAUAAAUUUUUUAUAUUUUCCUUCGAAUCAGUAUCUCGCACACCUCCCUUUCCCAUUUAUUUUUCAUAGUUUUAAGUAUCGCCAAUAUAUUUGAUACAUUUCAAAUAAAUCCGUUCGAAAGCAUUAACGAAAUCUUUCACAAUCUUUUUUUUGUUUUUAAGUACAUGCGAAAGUAUAUGUAUACGUGUAUGUA
This is a messenger RNA of Vespa velutina, 7908 nucleotides long. RefSeq names its product signal-induced proliferation-associated 1-like protein 2. The record is from RefSeq and is a predicted model, not a curated record. The coding region runs from base 688 to 5472 and encodes 1594 amino acids. Gene Ontology annotation, molecular function: protein binding; GTPase activator activity. NCBI's taxonomy places the organism in Eukaryota, Metazoa, Arthropoda, Insecta, Hymenoptera, Vespidae. Gene Ontology annotation, biological process: regulation of small GTPase mediated signal transduction; activation of GTPase activity. Gene Ontology annotation, cellular component: cytoplasm. The transcript has 16 exons.